Cydia pomonella (codling moth) is the source of this 3513-nucleotide messenger RNA. RefSeq lists its product as uncharacterized. Bases 1280 to 2566 code for a protein of 428 amino acids. NCBI's taxonomy places the organism in Eukaryota, Metazoa, Arthropoda, Insecta, Lepidoptera, Tortricidae. Gene Ontology annotation, molecular function: protein binding. Gene Ontology annotation, biological process: SCF-dependent proteasomal ubiquitin-dependent protein catabolic process. The transcript is spliced from 6 exons. Gene Ontology annotation, cellular component: SCF ubiquitin ligase complex. The record is from RefSeq and is a predicted model, not a curated record.
AGAAAAUAUUCUUUUUUAGUUUUUCAUUCUUUUAUUUCAAAUUAUUUUUUAUCUUUUAUAAAAUUACAGUUUAAAUUCAUAUUUUUAUUUUGAGUGAUAUUCGUUUUAGAUUUCCGACUGAUCCGCUUCUGUUUGCGAGAUGGACGGAAAAAAUUAGAUUAAAUAGGAACGAUGCAAUAUGGAAACCGACUAAACAUAGUCGAAUAUGCUCUCGCCAUUUUUAUGAGCAAGUAAAGUAAAUUGUAUUUGCGGAACACAGGUGUUACAGUUAAGGUCUGUAAAAACGAAACGCAACUGUCACUGUCGCACUUAUAUGGAAGACUGACAGAGAGACACAAAGCGUUUCGUUGUCGAAGCAAUAGCGAUUGCAACCUUGGCUGGGCCGGCAGGUACAAUUACUAGUACUGACGAUAAAUAGUUAUUUGUUUUACAAGAGGGAAAGUUGUUGUUUAACCGCUCGUGCUAAUUAGCAAUAUUAUCGAGCUAGAUAAAGAUCCCAAAAUUUCUAAAAAUGGAAUCUUGAGCGUUGCGAGGGUUUCAAGUUACGAGAGAAACACAAAACUUUUCACCACACCAACCCGAAGAAAAUAUUAAAUGUAAGAUAUCAAAUAAAAUCAAACCAAAUCGAAUCCAAAUGAUCGUCAUUAAAUAUUUAUCAUUUAAAAUCAUUAUUCCAAAGUCAAUUCUACCAGCUAUUAUCUGUGCACAUUUGUAAAAUAAAAAAAUAAACGUUUUUUAUUUAAACAUUAUUUCACAAAGUACAGAAAUGCAUGCAGUCCUUAAAAGAAACCUUGAAAGCUUUUGCUAUAAAUUUAAUAUCUACAUACACACUCCCAAAUGAUUGAUAGCCAAGUAUAAGGAUGUGGUUAAAAUCCAUCUACUUUAAGGGGGAUAAAUGAACUCUGGCAACCCAUUUUUGUACAUAUGUGUGUGUCGCUGAGCGUAAGACACGAGCGUCGCACGCACACAUCGAUCGUGUUUCGGCUUCACUUUUGGCAGAUUAGCCUUAUGAGGACUGUCUAUGUGUGAUAGGUCAGUGUGUUUGAUAACAACAUGUUAGCAAGAAAAUUAAUAAAUGCCAUGUAAAUAUAAAAAAAAAAAUUAGAGUUAAAGAGAAUAUAUCAAUCACUACAUAGUACGUAGUGUUACAGUGUUUCGUGGCGUAUAAAUAGUUAUUGUUUGAUUGUUACUUUUCGUAGUUAAGAAGUUAAGUGCAUGAAAGAAAGUUUGUGUGUUUGCUUAAGUUUGUUCUGGGGCUUAUAUUGAAGUAUUCAGACACAUGGAACACCCACUAUUAAGAAUAUGUUCUAAAACAAUAUUGGACUAUUUCAAUGAGGACUGCUGGAAUCUUGUACUGGGCUAUGUGCCUUUGCAGGAUAUUAUUCGAACAGAACGUGCCAGCAGGCAAUGGCAGAAGAUGGUGCUCACUUACUUGUCACACACUCGUAUUUGUAUAAAAAUGAAUUAUUAUCGCAUCUGGGAUGAUAAUGAGGUCACAGGGGUAGUUCAGAAUGUCCGUUGUGCCUUUCUAAGGGAAACUUAUAUGGCAUCAUUUAAGAGUUGGACAUGCAAAUUGGGAACAUCAGUGGUAGCUGGUUACUGCACUGAAAAAAGUUUUAAUGUCAUUGGAGAAAACUGCCCUAAUUUAGAAGGUGUUACGUUUCUUAACAUACCUGAAGAAUUGUUAUUGAACAAUCAGUAUGAAAACUUCCGACGCCUAGAAAGGCUACGUUUUAUAGACUGUUUUUCCAUGACAGACAACUCACUCAGCCAAUACAUAGCUAGCCCCGUCUUGGAGGAAUUGUUAAUUUUCUUUAAUGAUCAAGUAACUGGUCAAUGCUUCACAAACAUUCGAUCACCAAAUUUUAAAUCCCUCGACUUCAAAUAUUGUAAAGCUUUGGCAUGUCGGCUUUUGGCUGUGGCAAGUCACCAUUUUAGCGAAUUGAGGAAGCUGGUGCUUGAGUGUAUUAAUGCUGUUAAUAUAGAAGGUGAUUUUAGAGAAAAAGAAGAACCAUUUGAUGCCAUGGUGUUAGUGCUAGACAAGACAACAAAGUUAGAAUACUUAUCUACAUGGGAAUUUGGGAGGUACCUUGACAAUUUCUUUGAGUCAGUAUGCCAAUUAAGCUGUUUGAAAGAGCUUGAGAUAGACACAUAUGGAACGGACAAGAAUAUUGCGGAAGUGGCGCGGCGCUGUCCGCAGUUGCGAAUCUUGAAGUUCCAAGCCUGUAAUGAGCUAACCGGGCGCGGGCUGCGGACGGCGUGCGUACACGCAGGCGCGCGGCUCACGAACCUCCACAUGCCUCAUAACAAACACCUCACAGACAACGACGUGGAGGCCUGCGUUCGUGCCUGUCCCAAUCUCAUGGAGCUGAAUGUGCAACACUGUUCGUUAAUAACGCGAGAUGUGUUGCCGCGUGCAGCGGCCGCGCGUCGCGCCGUUCGCGCGCAUCCUCCGCUGCGCCUGCUCUGGUCAGUCUAUGAUUUGCGCCGCAAUGAUCCUGUAAGACCAAUCAUAUUCCGUUUGCAUACAUUUAAAGUCCGACAAUCAACAACACUUUACCCUUGAGACAAACAUCUUACUAUGCUUAGAAAUAUGUAAAUGAAAAGUGGAAAAAUUCACUAUCGCGACCAAGACUAGAACUCGCGAAUCUGGAUCACUAGCCCAUCCCUCUGCCAACUGAGCUACGGAGACUGCAUUCGAUGACAGCGAAUAUUUCCACCAGGCGCACUAUAUUUUUUAUAAUUAGUAAUUACUUUUCAUAUAUUAUAGUUUUAUACAACGUGUCCCAAAACUCAACGAUAAGCCGGCACCAGAGGAUGGAGCUGCUUAUGAUUAGUCGAGAAAAAAUAAGGAAAAAAAUAUAUCUCAAUUAUUUUAGAAAUUACAGAAAAAAAAUGAAAUUCAUUGAAAAUCGACAUCCCUAAUGGUAUUUUUAACGACCAUGUCUACAAAUAUUCAAAUAUUACUGUUUUUUAUUUUGUUUUUGGAAACUUCAGUAGCCCUGCUAUCUAACACAGUUCUUAAAAAUACCAAAAUACAUGUGGUUUUUACACAAAAAAUAAUCAAAAUUCAUUUUGUCCCUACAAUUUUGAAAGAUUGUUUCUUACAGUCCACUUUCAAUCAUCAUGGUGUAAAAAAAUUGUAUCGACACCACUAUGGCAAUUAUUUUCAAAAGUUGACGCAACUAACCAAGAUUCCAAAAUGGUAUAAUACUUUGGGAAACCUAGUCACAACAAAAAACAACGAAUUUUUAAACAAGAACCGACAUUUUUAAAUGUUGAUAUUAAUCACUUUUGAAAAGGGUUGUUGUUGCAAGUUUUAAAAUUUCAAUGGAAAAUGUGGGUAGUUAAUACAAUUUUCAAGUCAGUACACUCUGAUCCUUUGUUCGCUGUGCACCGUUCCGUAUUAAUUGAUGUGGCUCUCAUACUAACAACUCUUGGCUUUGCUUUUUGGACUGGUGAUCUGCAAACUGUACUACCACACACACAUUUACAGACAGAUUUUUAUUUAUU